Messenger RNA from Haemonchus placei, 1764 nucleotides. NCBI's taxonomy places the organism in Eukaryota, Metazoa, Nematoda, Chromadorea, Rhabditida, Trichostrongylidae. The record is from the annotation of a GenBank genome assembly.
AUGCAACUUCAUCAUGCCCCUCAAAGGUCCGAGUUUGCCUCAGUUUUGUACAAAGAAGUGCGAUGCCAUUUACACGAUUCUCGGAUGGCCAUCGUCUAUGGUCGGCCACAAAAGUUGUUACUUUAUUGCGAUAUUCAUUUUGCUAGAAUCAACGUGGAUCAAAAUAAUAUGGUCACUGUCCAGCCAUCAGAAUCCAGUACAGACGAAUGUUUCGUGUUCAUGUGUGCUCGUAGUGAAACGUUUCAUCGAAUGCUAACGAAGGCCAUGAGAGAGAAAGGAUUACAUCGAUACCUGAGCAAGAAGAAUUCCGAAGGUGAUUGGAUGCCUGAUUUCGUGGUUCCAAAACGGGUUGAGCAAGCCGAUACUGAGUCACAAUUCUCUCAUACCCUCAGUGGACUUUUUAACUUCUUUAAUAUCGAACAGUCGAAACAGUCCAAACGGGUGAAUUUGGAUAAGGAGAAGUCUAAGUCUGGGUUUCAUGUGGGAGGUGCUAGCGGUCCCAAAGUGCAUAGCAAUCUCGCUCGAGCUAAUUCAUUGGCUUUCUAUCACAACACAAAGGCUCCAGCAACACGGGAAGAGCCUGUUGCGAAUUAUGUGAACAUUGGUAGACACAGUGUCUCGAAGCCGAUUCUAGAUCGAGAGCGAGGAGGAUCCGAAAGAGAACGAAUAUACGCCACGUCAAGAAAAGCGAGCCGAUUUGAGCCUGCAGUGACGGCAAAUUACGAAAAUUAUCAGAACAAAGAGAGCAUUAUUCAAAAUCGGCUAGCCAACGUUUUACAUCGCAAGAGUCUACCCAACUACAUCAAUACGCCUCAGACGUCCCACCUCAGGAAAGAUGAAAAACAAUUCUCCAUGCGGUCGCCGAGCCACGGCUAUCGAAGAAAGUCCGAACUUGCAUUGGUACACGCCAUGGAUAAGCCAUCGACGAGCAAAGGACGGUCUGUCGGAGAUCUGAAAGCGGCCAGGUUGGAGGAGUCACGAUAUGAAAAUUGGCGCAAGGCCAAGAAGUUUAUCUCUUCCAUCAAACCAAAGUCUCAAUCGGAUCUAAAUCAACGCAAUAAAAUGUACAAUGAAGCCAUUGGCGGCGAGUCGUCGGACUCCCUCACCGAUGAUUUCGACGAGCCACCGCCUUCCCUUGAUCUUGUUGUAUGUGAAACUUCAACGCUGCAAAAAGAGUUCGAGGAAAGCCCUCCGGAAGGUCUAGUUCGACCGAGAGAGGAUAUCCAGAUCAAGCCAAGGGCCGGUGUAAGCGCUGUACUGGCCCGACGUUUGGCUGCCUCGAUUACUGGAUCUUUUUCAAAAUACGAUGGUGAACGAGCUACUCAUCACUACCAAGGUGGCCCACCCAGCGACUCCGUCAAAGCUGCGUCACCCCCAAUGCUUGAGGCCCUGGAUGGAAUCGAGGCUGCCGUUUAUCGAGGGCAAGAUCGACUGAAAGAGAGUGACAGGAGAGCCUCUAGUGUCUCAUUUCACAAGGUUGGUUUUGCCGAUGCCCAUGAAGCAGCCGAAGCAAAAGAAGUCGUCGGUCAGCAUCAAUCAGAAGUCGGUAGUUCACAUAACCUCACCGAGGAAUUCGACAUCAUAUUCGGAGAGCACAAGUUGCAUCGAGUACAUCGCCGUGACAUACACCUGUACACCGCUUACUAUAAUAUUUUAGGAUUACCACGAGGAGAGCAGUACUGGGUUUCAUAUUUGAUCAAAUUGUUCCAGGUCUUCAAGCGAAUCGCUAUCAUCGGAUGCCAGGUCACGGAUUUCCUUCCGUAA